Arabidopsis thaliana (thale cress) is the source of this 276-nucleotide messenger RNA. RefSeq names its product F-box family protein. The record is from RefSeq and is marked reviewed. The coding region runs from base 1 to 276 and encodes 91 amino acids. NCBI's taxonomy places the organism in Eukaryota, Viridiplantae, Streptophyta, Magnoliopsida, Brassicales, Brassicaceae. The transcript has a single exon.
AUGGCAGAACUUGCUUUUGACUUGGUCAUUGAGAUACUUGCAAAGGUUCCGGUUAAAUACUUGCUACGGUUUAGAUGUGUCUGCAAAAGCUGGCGUUCGUUGUUCCAAGAUGAGAGAUUCAUCAGAAUGCACACAACUCAUGCCCCGAGCAUGUUUCUACUGUCCGCUUGUUGGCCACGGUAUACACCACCGCGCACUUGUACUUACCAAGGUCGCAGGCUAAAGAUGAUAUUCCAAGAUCCUGAAUUGAAAGAGCCACGGAACAACAAGUGCUAA